CCUAAUUAAUUCGUGAUUUCCAACCACAAAAAAAUACCUCUUCUCUCUCCUUCAUAAGCUCACCACAUUCUCAACUCUGCAACAACUCAACAAUGGAUCCUUAUGAAUUCCUUCAUCUAUCUCCAAACCCAGACGGUUCACUCGCUAGAAAUUACCUUUUUCCUUCAGUACCUCCAGUUGAGAAACCCCUCAGUGAUCCAAGCAAGCCCCAACUCGCUCUUUCCAAAGACAUCCCUCUUAACCCUACCAAGAAUACCUUUAUUCGCAUCUUUCUCCCUUCAAACCAACCACCAAGCACUAAACUUCCUGUCAUUCUUUACUUUCAUGGAGGUGGUUUUGUUCUUUUUAGCGUUGCUUCUCUUCCUUUCCAUCAAUCUUGUUGUGCCAUGGCUUCGAACUUCCCUGCUUUAAUCCUGUCCGUUGAGUAUCGUCUUGCACCUGAACAUCGCCUCCCUGCAGCGUACGAUGAUGCAAUGGAUUCUCUCGCGUGGGUCCGCGACCAAGCAAUCAAUGGCGACGAUCCUUGGUUGAAAGAAUACGGAGAUCUUUCCAAGUUUUUCUUAAUGGGCAGUAGCGCCGGUGGUAACAUUGUGUACCAUGCUGCUUUACGUGCGCUGGAUGCUGAUCUUUCGUCUAUUAGGAUCAAAGGGCUGAUAAUGAACGUGCCUUAUUUUGGUGGGGUCAAUAGGACCGAGUCCGAGAUUAGAUUGAAAGAUGAUAAGAUCUUGCCGAUGCCAGCCAACGAUCUGCUGUGGUCACUUGCAUUGCCUAAAGAUGCUGAUCGUGACCACGAGUAUUGUAACCCCAUCGUUGCUGGAUCCAAUGAUGAUGGGAAGAUCAGACGGCUGCCGAUGUGUUAUGUUAAAAUUUAUGGCGGGGACCCCCUUUCGGACAAGCAGAAGGAGUUCUCGAAGAUGCUAGAGUCACUUGGGGUUCACGUGGUGACAAGUUCUGAUCCCGAUGGCUACCAUGCCGUGGAGCUCUUUGAUCCUAGAAAAGCUAAAGCUUUCUAUGAUGAAGUCAAGGAAUUUAUCAGCACUGCUUCACCCGCCACCAACUCCUCCAUGUGAGAAAGGAGACUGCAAAAUUUCGUAGUAUCUUCUUUGAUUUUAUUUACUUUGAGUCACCAAAAUCUAUAUAUUGGCAAUAAAAUGAUACUCAGAGGAUACCAUGUUCUCGUCUAGUACUUUUUAUGUUGUUUUCAAUAAAGAAUCGUAUUCGUGUGAUUUAA
Messenger RNA from Populus trichocarpa (black cottonwood), 1231 nucleotides. RefSeq names its product probable carboxylesterase 8. Bases 93 to 1070 code for a protein of 325 amino acids. NCBI's taxonomy places the organism in Eukaryota, Viridiplantae, Streptophyta, Magnoliopsida, Malpighiales, Salicaceae. The transcript has a single exon. Gene Ontology annotation, molecular function: hydrolase activity. The record is from RefSeq and is a predicted model, not a curated record.